Cataglyphis hispanica is the source of this 4732-nucleotide messenger RNA. RefSeq lists its product as uncharacterized. The coding region runs from base 471 to 2240 and encodes 589 amino acids. NCBI's taxonomy places the organism in Eukaryota, Metazoa, Arthropoda, Insecta, Hymenoptera, Formicidae. The transcript is spliced from 10 exons. Gene Ontology annotation, molecular function: zinc ion binding. The record is from RefSeq and is a predicted model, not a curated record.
GUGGUUUUUUAUGGCCAGAAUUAGAUAGUUUCCCGUGUAAAAAGAAUUUAUAUCACCGAAAGGAUUCAAAGCUGGACGAAAUGCAUAGUAUGAAGAAAGAUUCUUCGUUUUUUAUCCGAUGUAAUUGUUUGUACGGAAUUGAUUUUUGAUGGACUGCAUCUCAAGAAUUGAGGUCGAUGCGUAGCUUGAUGCGACGUUUCGUUGCGCAGCAAGCAACAGUGACCAACACCAACAGUGACCAGUGCCAGUGACAGCUGACUAAUGUAAUGCAUAACGCGACGCCUGUCCUCGCGUUCCGUACACUUGUACUCAUUUUGUACCCACGGCAAGACCUGUGCACAACAUUACGCACACAAUAUUGAUUAAUAUUAAUGGGGAAGAAUCAUCAUUUUCCCAAUAGGAAGAACUAAUUUCUGCUCUUAAAGUUUUUCAGAAUUUGUAUCAGAGCUGUUGCUCUGUAUCAAGCGAUCAUGGAACAAAUGAUUGCAUUAAGUACACAAAAUCCAUUGUCUAUAUUAGUUAAAUUUGGUAUGAUGGCUUGGAACAAUAGUUGUGGAAUUGAGAAUUGCUCUGGUCAUGGAGAAUGUCACAAUGGGACUUGCUUAUGCGAGAUUCAAUUUGAUGGACCAGAAUGUCAUAUUCCAAAUCUAAGUUAUUACAUUGCUUUUGCUACAAUCUUUUUUUUAUUAGCUUUUGUUUGCUUGAUACAACUUGUUAUGUGUAUUGUUGCUGAAUGGCAAAGAAUGAAGGCACCGUCAUUUUUGAGAGCAUGCAGGGUUACUACUCAGAAAGUGUUAUACUUUGUAGUUUUUCUUGCAUCAGUUAUACGAGGUGCAUAUUUUACAUCACCGACUUCUUUCAAAGAGGGAUGGUCCAGAAGUUUGCUGUCAGCGUAUUAUCCACUGCUUUUGAGUGGAUCAUCAUUGAUUGUUUGUUUUUGGGCCGAAGUAUUUCAUCUUAGAGAUAUACGAUGGGACAAACCUCAGUUUUUAUCAAAAUCUUUUCUGGCUUUUGUUGUCUUCAACAUAAUAACAUAUUCUCUUCUAUUAGCGGAGUUUAUCACAGCUCAAAAAUAUUCACAAGAAGAUCAAAGUUUCUAUACACAUGUAUUCAAUGGCUGUUAUGCAGUGCUCCUGUUCAUUGUAGUGGUUUUAUUUUUGAUAUAUGGAGUGGAAGUCUUUUUCAAGGUUCGUGGUGGAUUCUUAAAUGAAUAUCGAGUCGCUUCCAUUGCAACAAAUAAACGUAUAGCUGAUGAAAUAAAGAUCCAUGCAGAGGAUCAAGUAACAGCAAAGUUGUUUGAUCCAGUUCCAUCUACAUCUACAGCAGAGCCUUUACAUAUGCAACAAGUGAAUACAUCUCAAUUACAUCAAUCAAGAUUUGGAUUACUCUCUCAAGCGUUUAUGCUGUUCAUAAUCGUCGGUUUUCUAUUCAGCGAAACUCUCAGUGAAUUUUGGAAAACAAAAGUUCCAUUAUACAGCAGGAAUUGGCAUGAUGUUGUAUUUCGCGUUAUUGAAGUUGGUGUAGCACUGUGGUUUCCCUGUGUUUUAUGGAACUGCAUGAGUCCGGAACAAUUGUGGAUUCUAAAUCCGAAGCGUAUAUUGAAAAGAUUAGAUUUGGAUCAGGGGAAACAUAUAAAAGAAAUUGAACUGCAAGAAAAGAGUGCAUCUCAAGAUACCGCGUUUCUUUCUGCAGACAUAGCAUCAAUCAAUAACAAAGAUUGUUGGAUUUGUUACGAUAGUGAUAGACAAGAUGCUGGUCCAUUAAUACAACCAUGCCAUUGUAGGGGUGAUGUAAGUGCUGUACAUCAUGAUUGUUUGCGUCGUUGGCUUGUUGAGAGUUCUAUCAAUGCUGACAGCCUCAUUUGUAAAGUUUGCAAUGCAAAGUAUAAUGUUGAACAUGCCAGUCGAUUAGAUUGGCAAAAUAGUUUAACUCCACGCCAUUGUCUACAAACUAUUGCUAUUGUUACCAUGAUGUGUGCAUCUUCUGCUGUCUUAUGGGUAGUUAUUCAACUUGUAGAAGGACCCAUCAUCAGAAUGCUCGCAGCCGGAACUGCAUUAUUGAUUAUGUAUGUCUGCAUAAGAUUCUUGAGUUUGAACACUGUUAUAGCAUAUCAACGGGCCAAAAUCUCGUCGUUAAACAUCGUUAACAGUGAUAGUGAGAGUAGUGGGAGUGCACAUGUUACAACAAUUAGUCACACAAUUUCUGUGGAUGUGACAAAAUCGGAUGUGGCUACAAUAUAAUCUACACUUGCCAUUGCAUUAUAAAAUAUAGGUAUGCUUCCUGCUUGAAAUAAAUUCAAGAUAGGAAAACUAAAUAAUAAUGUAGAUGUGUAUAUUUGUUUUUAUAAACAUAUACAGUGGGUCCAAACUUUCGAGCCGAAUUUUGAGAUUUUAUAGGAAAUUUAAUUCUGAACAAAAAGUUUCCUAUAAAUAUGGAUUGAAAAAUGUUUUCUUAAAAAGUUAGCAUCCAAAAACCUCUGAAAUCAUUUAUUAUAUAUAAUAAUAUUAUAAUAAUCGUGAUUUCAGGAUACAUUUUUACAAAUAUAAGGGAAAAUAAUGUUAUUUAACAAGAAGUGUAAACAAAAGUUGUAGAGAAUUAAAUUAAUUAUCUUUCAAAUGAGAUCAAAAUGAUUGUAGUAAUUUCCAUUAGAUUUUGAGAUAAUCAAUUUUUUUUAUACAAAAAAGUGUUUUUUUGGCUAUCAGCGAUAAGGCUUUUUAAAAAGGUUAGUUAUCUCAAAAUCUACUACAAUAUACUACAAUCAUUUUGAUUUCAUUUAAUUAAAUUUUUUACAACUUUUGUUUCAAUACUUUUUGUUAAAAAACGCAUACUUGAUAUUUGUAAAAAUGUAUAAAAUAACCGUAAUUUUAGAGAUUUGGGCGCUAACUUUUUAAAAAAGCAUUUUUGGACUCAUGUUUAUAGGAAACUUUUUGUUCAGAAUUAAAUUUCCUAUAAUCUCAAAAUCUAACCGGAAUUAGGCCCAUUCUGUAUACAUAUAGUGACAAUGAUGACGCAGUACAUUUUCUCAAUCAGAAUUUUUAUAUAUUUUUUGUAAAAUAACAAAGUUAUUUUAUGAAAUAUACAUAAAAUACUAAGAAAAAAUGUACUAUGCCUACAAUUUCAGAAGGAUAAAACAGUUGCCAAACUUUCAUAUUUUGUCUCCUGAUAAUUUGAUUAUACAUUUCUAAAUGAAUAAAAAGCAAACUAAUUUUGGGUAGAAAGAGAUCCCAUAUUUUACAUUAUAUAAUGUAUAUAAUUCAUUGCAUUACAUAAUAUUUGCAAGAUUUCAUAAGAUAAAGAUAAAGAUAUGUUGUAUAACUUUAGUUUAAUUAUUUCGUUAGUGUAUUUUUUCUAUAUAUUUUCUAUAUUUCAUAUUCGUAAAGUAUUAUUAGAAUUUGUAUGGUAUGUCAAUUGUUUCAAAAAAUUGCUUUGAGAAAACUUAGCACAUAUACAUAUUACAAUUAGCAUAUUAUAUAUGCAUAAAUAUAUAUAUAUAUAUAUAUAUAUAUAUAUAUAUAUAUAUAUAUAUAUAAAAUACAUACAGUAAUAAUAUUCAUCAUAAGCAAUUAUAAUGUUUAAAGAGACAAUGGUUUUUGAACUGUUUAGAUAUCAAUAAGAUAUUAUAUCAUUGAUGCAAUUUAUACCUAAGUAUUUAUAAUUAAGUGAAUUGGGUAAUUUAUGUUAAUUGAGUAAUUUACUAAUUGUUAAUACUGAUUUAAUAAUUUACUAAUAAGUAUUCGCGCGGAAACUACGAAUGUUAUAUAUUAAUAGAGUGUCAUAUAUAGUAUACAUAUAUAAGUUCACACACACACACACACACACACACACACACACACACACACACACAUAUAUAUAUAUAUAGACACACAUAAAACUUAACAAAUAGGUGUUUAAAAAAUAUUGAUGAAAAAAAUAUUAGGCAAAGUUGCAGUGUCUUAGAGUAUAUACACUGUUCAGAUAUAUUAUUCUUUUCUAUGCAAUGGCCCAGGAAAUUAAAGGAUUGUUUUUUUUUUUUAAACAAAAUUGUAUAUAUUUUUGAAAUGCCUAAUUACAAUUUAUAUUAAAAAGAAUAAUGAUUAUAAUCAUUCAGUGCUAAUCAAAGACAUAAAUACUGAAAAAGCUGAAAUUGUAUUAAUAUUGUCUAAUAUAAUAUGUUUUUAAAUCAUCAUUUUUGAAAAUAUUUACUUGUUUCAUUUUACGCGCUUCACUAUGUAGAUUUAUGACAUACAUGCAUAAUAGUUCUAUCUUUCUCUUAUAUGUAUAUAAAUAAUUACAUACCUCCUUUCUUCUCUCCUUCGAUAGAAAAAAAAAUCGGCAAAUUUAAUUUUACAAUUUUUUUUUUAUUUUCGAUUAUUUUAUCUUUUUUUUUAUUAAAAGAUGUAUUAUCAGAUUAAAUAACAAUCUAUAUAAGUACAUAAUAAAAACAAAGCUGCUAUAUUAUAGAUUGUAUUAAAAAAAAUGUAAUAGAAUAAUAUUGAAAUGUCCCAGUUGUAUAACAAUGACGAAGAACUAUGACUAGAUUAUAUAUCUUAAACAAUUAGAUUAAUAAUUUAGUUACAUUAAAAUUUACAAAUUAUUUUAUAGAGAGUUUAAAUUAAUAUUGUUUUCAUAUUAAAGACUCUUUCUCAUACAUAAAAUAAUUGUAGAUAAUAUAAUUUGAGUGUGUAAUUUAUAUAGUUAUAUAUGAGCUAUAUACUAUACUAUACAUAUAAAUUGAUAAAAAAUUUUAAACAUC